ACUGUUUUUGUUGCAACAAUUUGUCCUUGCAAUAUACAUAGGAAACAUUUGUUUUGUGAAAGGAACAUGUAGAAAAAUACCAACUUGGACCACACUCAUCAUGGAUUUCAUGUUUCUCAACAAGUUUACACUCCUCUUUCUCCUCAUCAUUUCUGGCUCACUUUUAUCAACUUCUUUUGCAGGUAGAGCAUCAAAGUUCAUGAGAAACUCAGAUGAAGAUGUGAAUGAGGUAGCAACAAUGAAGGCAAUAGAUGAGGAAGAUGUAAGCAUUAUCCAUGAGAGGCUUCUUAGGGCUAAUACAAAAGACUAUGGACGAUAUGAUCCAACACCAACUUUUUCUAAGCCUCCUUACAAGCUCAUACCAAAUUGAAUUAUCACGUUCAAUGGAUGAAUCCUUGGAAGUUGGUACCGGAAAUAUGAGUACUGUAUAAUAUAAAUAAUCCAAUGUUUUAUCAUCUUAGUGUAAUAUAAGACUUCCAUAUAUAUACUAUUUUAUAGACAUGUAUAAAAUAUAAAUGCUUAGUCAUAUGUUUUGAAGAACAUGUACGUGUACGUGUGUUUUGAGUUUUAAAUAAUAUCCACUAUAUAUAGCUCUA
Molecule: messenger RNA, 596 nt
Organism: Vicia villosa (hairy vetch)
Lineage: Eukaryota; Viridiplantae; Streptophyta; Magnoliopsida; Fabales; Fabaceae
Product: protein CASPARIAN STRIP INTEGRITY FACTOR 1-like
Exons: 3
Coding region: 101-370 (89 amino acids)
Source: RefSeq, a predicted model, not a curated record